AUUCAGGCGAGAAAACAACCGAAAACAAGCGGAGAGGAGCCGGAGUGAGCCGGCUUGUGCCUUUACGAGGGGGUCGCGGUGGUUCCUUUUAUUAUUUAUUUAUAUUUUUUUUUAUACAGCUCUUUUUCGUCCGGCGAUGAAUAAAAGGAGAUGAGGGGACUCGUGUCGCUUUACCGGGGCUUAGGCACCCUGAGUAACCGCCAAGCCGGACGAAAAACCGGGAUUUGGGGUUCUCGGUGCGGGUUUUGCGGAACUCAGCCACAGCCAAGCUUUGGGCUGUUGUUCGACAUUGAUGGCGUGCUGAUCCGGGGAAGGUUGCCAAUCCCUGCUGCAAAAAGGGCUUUUGAGAAGCUGGUCGACUCUCAGGGACAAUUUGUGGUGCCAGUUGUUUUUGUCACAAAUGCAGGGAACUGCCUCCGACAAACAAAAGCAGAUCAGCUCUCUCACAUCCUGGGAGUUCCCAUUACACAAGAUCAAGUCAUCAUGUCACACAGUCCCUUAAGGAUGUUCAAGAAAUUCCACGAUAAGUGUGUGCUGGUGUCAGGACAAGGACCAGUCCUGGAAAUUGCUCAUAAUUUGGGGUUUAAGAAUGUUGUUAGUAUUGAUAUGCUGAGGGAGUCAUACCCACUGCUGGACAUGGUGGACCACAACAGAAGACCCACACUGCUGUCCAGUCCUGUUGCAAACUACCCUAAGGUUGAAGCUGUGGUUCUGUUUGGGGAGCCAGUUCGAUGGGAGACAAACCUGCAACUGAUAAUCGACGUCUUGUUGACCAACGGUAACCUCAGCAGUAUUCACCAAACCCAGAAGAAGCCCCACCUUCCCCUGCUCGCCUGCAACAUGGACCUCAUGUGGAUGGCCGAGGCACAUUCUCCACGGUUUGGCCACGGAACAUUUAUGGUCUGCUUAGAGAACAUCUAUAAGAAGAUAACAGGUGAAGAUCUAAAGUAUGAGGCUCUCAUGGGGAAGCCCAGUGAGCUCACCUACCAUUUUGCAGAAUACCUCAUCCGAAGCCAGACCAUGCAGCGCCAAUGGAAACUUCCCAUUACUUCUCUUUACGCCAUAGGGGACAACCUCAUGACUGAUAUCUACGGCGCCAAUCUAUACAACCGCUACCUGGAGGAAAGAGUUGCUAGAAAGAACCCCAAAGCUGUUGCUAAGAUGGUGGCGGCCACAGGAUCCACUGCUGCAGUGUCCCAGGACGAGGAGAUGGACAACCUGUGGGAGAGCGAGCUGGCUCUGCCCUCUGCGACCUCCUGUAAGUCUGUCCUCGUCUGCACUGGGGUCUACAACCCCAAAGCAGAGGUCCCCUCCGACGCUAACCACUGCAUCAAGGAGACCGUGUUUCACGGGCACCGCGACUUCCGAUUCGACCCGGCGCUGGUGGAACCAGGCCACAUCGUGCAGGACGUGGCCGAAGCUGUGGACCUCAUCUUUGAGCAGGAGAAGUUUGUGCCUCAGUAGAGUUUUAAAGUGACAUACAGGACAGUAAGUCAUCACGCAGGCUCUAGCAGAGAAGGUGUGGAGCAUUGUUCCACUUCACGCAUAAGGCACGGGUCAUACUUUUACGCAUUCCAUGUGUCCGCUCAGGUCCACGUGACGUAAUUUCCAUGGUGGUCCACAUGAAACCUACUCAGUCAUUGGUGAGUCAUGGCCUUUAAGCACUGACUGUACACUGCUCCCUGUAGCACAACACUUUCCGGUCCAGUUGAUCGAAUGCUCUUGUUUUGAUCUACACAACCCAGUUGUCAAAGAAUAUGAGGACAAACAAAUGCCAGCGUGACACAGAACUGUGGGCACAUGCACGAGCAUGUGGAAAUGCGAUGCUACACAGACACAGUGCGAAAAGUGUGACCCAGGCCUAAACCUGUAGGAGCCUAACACUGUGCACUAUGUUUUAUCACCUGACAUUUACAGCAUUUACAGAAUAAAGGUCAUCAUCUAAACCUUCAACACUAAAAAAAACGGAGGAGAAAUGAAUUGGGAAUCUGUUACUAACCUUACCGCUACCUUUUUUUAAAAAUAGUCUUAAACAACCUAUUUGUCGUUAAGGAAAAGUGUAAAAAAAACAAAAAAAAAACAGCCUUAUUUUACCCCUAGUAAAUAUUUUUUAUUAUCUAACUAACGUUUAGAUUAUUACAAAUCCUGAAAUCCUCUUAUAUUUAUUAUGACAAUUUACAAAUGUUUUACAAUUCCCAUGACAUUUUAGUUUUGUCACUUGUAAUGGAAAAUCUAUGCAUGGAUGUGAGAGUGAUACUGUACAAAAACAACACUUAGGUGUGCAAUACUGUCCUCUAAUAGUACUGUCUGUCUGUCUGUCUGUCUGUAUUGUGUCCAGCUGUGAGAGCCUUGAACAGUAUUUGCACAAAUCAGAGACUGCCAUGUUUGUCACGUGUUACCAUGUCGUCCAGCCAUAACCCAUCCAUGAUGAUGAUGAUGAUGUUGUAGAACAUUUUAAAUCCAGGAGUAAAAUUUUAUCAGAUUUUAUCAGUUUAUUUAGAUACGAGGACGAUGCAAGGACAAAACCUUUCACUGCUCCACGUUUGUAAUAGUCCACUCGUUGUAAAUACAGGAACAGAUACUUGCA
Messenger RNA from Solea senegalensis (Senegalese sole), 2587 nucleotides. RefSeq names its product haloacid dehalogenase-like hydrolase domain-containing 5. The coding region runs from base 151 to 1464 and encodes 437 amino acids. The record is from RefSeq and is a predicted model, not a curated record. Gene Ontology annotation, cellular component: mitochondrion. The transcript is spliced from 8 exons. Gene Ontology annotation, biological process: glycerophospholipid biosynthetic process. NCBI's taxonomy places the organism in Eukaryota, Metazoa, Chordata, Actinopteri, Pleuronectiformes, Soleidae.